UCGACAAUGGCUCUUGUCACGCGUUUCGUCGUUUUGAGGCUGCUCCGACUUCACCAAUACCUCAUUCAAAAUUACAUCCGAAUCGGUGUAGUUAGCACCGUACUCGCCAUCGGAACCGGCGUAAUCCAUUGGAUCAUUGUGCACCAUUCGAAAUUUUUCGUGCAACUAAACGAAAACGUGCAGGAGUUCCCGUUCGGUGUCACCUUUGGAAUCCUGACGGUCAUCCUCAUCAGCACUCUGCUCCUGUACGCACUCCAUCUGGAAUCGGUGGAAAAAUCGCACAUAAGGUCCCGCAAUGCCAUCCGCUCUCGCUACGUGGACUUCAUCAUCCUGUGUCUGUGCACUCAGAUGAACGAUGCCACCGAGAGGUACCUCUGCCAGGGUGUCAUUUCCCGGGACAAGCUGGACGCAAUGCAGGCCGAAAUCGAGGACAGCAUCGAACGGUUCCGCGAAAGUGCCCGUAAAUUGCUGAACGCCCCCGCCAGCAUCUCCCUGCAGGAGCUGGAAGACUACUUUCGCCUCAGUCAGCCCGGAAGCGACGUCGGAGAGGAGAUUCUCAAAUUGAAAAGGUCUUCUAAGCCUUUGCUUACGGAACGAAGUAUCAAAGAACUGCUCGGCAAAUGAUGAAGCAAUUGGGAGACGGUUGCGUUGCGAUCCCUGGACCAGCAUAAAUUCGAACCAAUUAGGAGAUUAUCAAAGAGGGGGAAAUAGAGAAAUGCUUUCAGAUGUUUGA
Messenger RNA from Aedes aegypti (yellow fever mosquito), 733 nucleotides. RefSeq lists its product as uncharacterized. The transcript has 2 exons. Lineage: Eukaryota; Metazoa; Arthropoda; Insecta; Diptera; Culicidae. The record is from RefSeq and is a predicted model, not a curated record. Bases 7 to 624 code for a protein of 205 amino acids.